This is a messenger RNA of Cuscuta campestris, 2786 nucleotides long. NCBI's taxonomy places the organism in Eukaryota, Viridiplantae, Streptophyta, Magnoliopsida, Solanales, Convolvulaceae. The record is from the annotation of a GenBank genome assembly.
CAACGGAUAUAACCCCUUCUGGACUCGUCUUCUUCUUUCUUCGUUGCCGAAUCUUGACCCGACCCGAUCUCCGACUGCAAUUACCUCCAAAUUCUCGCUUCUUUCUCCGAAAUGGCCCCCUCCAUUGACCCCGCAACUUGGGUCCAUGAAUCCUCUAUCAUCAAAGAGGAUGAACUUCAAGAAAUGGCGGAAUUCCUGGGCAAAGGCUUCCGGAUUCACCAUCCUGACGCUGUCGGGAGGACUAGUCUAACUCAUAAUCCGAAUCCCCAGAAAUACAUGGUCAUGCAUUACCAUUCGGUGGGAAACGGGUUAAGGCUGCCCCUCCAUGGUUUGGUCCGCGACAUCUGCCAGACCUUCGGGUUCCCCCCUGGUCAACUGACCGCGAAUGCGCACAAAUAUGUUGCAUCCUACAUCUUGCGGUGCUGUGCCAAGGAUAGGACCCCAACCCUAGACGAAUUUCUCGCCCUUUUCAGCAUCGGUGGAGUUUUCCCUUUCUAUAGUGUGUUUCCUCAUCCCAAAUUCCUAGUUUUUGAUAAGGACUCCGGAUUGUACAAGAAGGCUGAUUUCUACUAUCCUCUGGGCCCCGACCCUAUCCCGUUUGAAUGGGUAUCCACCCCUGGGAGGUCAAAGGCUUCUCCCACUGUGGGAUCUCCUUCAGUUGGAGAUCCCUCCGGGGACCAGGCUCAAGAUGGCGCUACUGCCUUGGUAAUUUGCACACCAUCUGCCGCCCUGGAUGCUGUUCCCAUUUCUGCCAUUCCUGGGCUAAGAAGGCCCAUGCCGUCCCAGAAGCGGCCACGGGAAGGGGUAACUGAUGACGACUUCCUUCCUAAGAAGAGUAAGGGUGAUGGCACCCCUGCUUCACCCAGCCCCCUGACUACUCCUUCUGGUGCUCAAACCGCUGCUACCGCUAUCGCAUCUGGAGAGCUGGAGUUACCCAACCCAGACAGCUUGGACCAUGAAGCGGAUAAAUCUCCUGACCAAGCGCCACUCCAAAGACCAGCGGGGCGACCUCAGCCUGUGGUGGAAAACGCCUCCCCGUCAAUUAUUGCCGCUUCUCAAGGGAUGGAGAAAGAGGUCAAUCUAGAGAAGAUGAGGGGAUUAGUGCAGGAUCCCAUAAUUCCACAGGCACGCCCUGACCUGCUUGCCCUUGAUGUCUUACACUCCAUGGAGCAGGCCCAACAAUCACUCCUCACUCUGACUGAGUACCUGGGUGGAGCAUGGGGAAAUUAUCGGGCCAUGGUGGUCCUAAAGGAUAAGGAGUUGGCCGCUAGAGCUCUGCAACAGAAGGUUGGUUCCCUCGAGCAGCAAGUCCAGGCCCUGCAAGAGGAGAAUGCCAGGCUCAAAGCAGAUGCCUCAACGGAAUUGCUGGCUGAGAGGUCCAGGGUCAAGUCCCUGCAAGAGCAGAUUGCCACCUACCAAGGAAGUACCCAGGGCCUGGAGACACAGUUUGACAAACUCCGGGGGCAAAUCUCCUGUCUGGAGUCGAAAGUCUCUGCCCUUGAAGGCAAAGAGGGGAGUCUGAAAGCUGAAUUGGUUGAAAGGGAAUCCCAGAUCUCCGAGUUGGACAAAUCACUCCAUGAGGCCAAGCUAGAGGGUGCCCACUUUAGUGAGGUCAUGUUGAAACACAUGGGGUUGAAAUGGGAAGCCCUCCAGAAGCUGGAGAAGGAGAGAAAGAUUGCCAAUGAGCUCCGGUUGAAGGUGGAAGAACUGGAGAAGACUGUGGCUUCCCAUCAAGGCGAGGUGGCCGCCUUGACCGCCCGUGCAGAGGCCCUCUACGAAGAGGGGAAAUUUGACAUGCAGCUCUGCAUUUACGAGGCGGUAAAAGCUUACUGUAUACGACUUGCAUAUGGGAGUCAUGACCUUCCCCUUCGGAAUGAAGGUCAAGCUCAAACCAACUUGGGAAUUCCUCGUUGGGUGGGUGAGAUCCCUGUCCCCUUCGGAACUACAGUUCUUAGAUCCCCGUGUACACGUUUUUACCCGGACAGCCAUUGGACCCAGCAGGUACCACAUGACUCUACCUUACUAACUUAUGACAUAUCUUGUCACUAUUUCCCUUCAGAUGACGAUCUUCCCGCCUCUCCCGCCCAGUCCAAUGACAUGGCUGGGCUGAGUCCCGGCAAAUUCUCAAGACUCUAUCCACCACCCCGUCUCCCUGCGCCUUCACCUCCUAGUCCACCCAGGCUCUCGUCCGGGAGGAUAGACUGGGACUCCAUGACUCUCCAAGACUUCGCCUUGUACCAGAGGAUGCGCAGGGCUAGACUUGGGUGUUCUUUCCAGGCCGUAGAGGCAGAACUUUCGCGUGAAAGCUGGACAGCUUCUCCAAACCUGCCAAGGUCUCCUAGUGACGGUUCACCACCUGCACCACCUGCACCCCGACUUGGGACGUGGGAAGACUAUGACAUGGGCGAGGCUGACGAUUCCGCCACGUAUCCUCCGUCAGAGAGAAGGAGCCCGUGGAGAGGGCCCCCUCCUCCUUCCAGCUGACUGCAUGGAUGCAAUUGGCCCUCCUUCAGCGCCUAGCCCCCUGCAGAUCAGUUUUUUCUUUUCUUUUCUUGUUUUAUCUCAAGAGACAUUCACUUGUUUGGUUCGGGAGUUACCCCCGCGUCCUGUGCUAAGGAAUGUCCUUUAAUUUCAGAUUAGGAAUAAUCGUUGCAAUUCAAAGAUAUAACCUUCGAAUUAGUAAUCGAUGAACUUCCUUAUUCCCUUAUUUCUUUCAUCUCAUUGGGAACCAUUAUUGUGAACCAAAGAUGUAGCCUUUGACCCAUCAAUAUAGCUCCUUGUGUUUA